Carassius auratus (goldfish) is the source of this 1725-nucleotide messenger RNA. RefSeq names its product CD209 antigen-like protein C. Bases 300 to 1280 code for a protein of 326 amino acids. NCBI's taxonomy places the organism in Eukaryota, Metazoa, Chordata, Actinopteri, Cypriniformes, Cyprinidae. The transcript is spliced from 6 exons. The record is from RefSeq and is a predicted model, not a curated record.
CAUAAAUACUGGUCACACAAACAGAUGAGGGACACAACACAGUCCUCUACAGAGAGAGAAACUAGUGUUAGUUUACUGAAUGUGGAAAUGAAAAUAUAGAAAAGGGUAAAACUCAGAGAAGAAGAUAGUUGAUGUCUAAAAAUAUGUGAACGUCGUACGAGGUAAAGUCAGAACAGAUAUCAAAGAUUCAACGUCACGAGAAUACAAUCAUAUAGCCGGAUAAAGAUUCAAUAAGAGACUCAGAAGACCGAAUAGAAAGGAUUGUUGAUAUCUACGUCAGUGCAGAGGCUGUAAGAGACAUGAAACAUAAGAAAGAGACAGAAGACUUCAACACAGAAGAACCCCGAACACCUCGACACACAGAAGACUUCAACACAGAAGAUCCCCGAACACCUCGACACACAGAAGACUUCAACACAGAAGAACCCCGAACACCUCGACACACAGAAGACUUCAACACAGAAGAACCCCAAACACCUCGACACACAGAAGACUUCAACACAGAAGAACCCCGAACACCUCGACACACAGGAAGUGGUGGUGUGACGAUCUCCAGAGCAGCUGGUGUUUGUUUGGGGCUGAUGUGUGUUCUUCUGAUGACUGCAGUCAUAGUGUUGUGUGUCACCUUCAAUCAAGAGAGACAACAGCUGCAGACUAAGAUCACCAACCUCACAGAAGAAAGAGACCAGCUACAGAUUAAGAUCACCAACAUCACAGAAGAAAGAGACCAGCUACUAACCAACCAUAGGAACCUCACAGACGAGAGACAACAGCUACUAACCAACAAUAUGAACCUCACUCAAGAGAGACAACAUCUGCUGACUAAGAUCACCAACCUCACAGAAGAGAGAGACGAGUUGAAAUCAGAAAGAAAUGAUCUUCAGAAGUUUGCAGAUGGAUUGAAGUGCCAUCAAUCAACUCUUUACUUCUUUUCCUCUGAGAAGAAGAACUGGAAUGAGAGCAGAAGAUACUGUAGAGAGAGAAAAGCAGAUCUGAUCAUCAUCAACAACAGAGAGGAACAAGAUUUUGUGAAGAAUAUUUGUGGUAGUAAAGAUCAUUUCUGGAUUGGUUUGACUGAUGUUGAAGAGGAGGGCAGAUGGAAAUGGGUUGAUGGCAGCAACAUCAACAUCACCUCUGGGUUCUGGGCGCCUGGAUAUAAACAGCCAGACAGCCAUCAGGGAAAAGAUGAAGACUGUGCUAACACUCAUUCAUUAGGAUGGUUUGAUACUCAAUGUGAUGAUACGGCUAAAUGGAUCUGUGAGAAGAGUAUCCUUAAAUAAAUUAUACAUUAUAAUAAAAAUGUACGUAUAUGCAUCAUGAACAUAUAAAUAUGUCAGUAAUUUUACCUUUUUAUUUUAUUUUUAUUUUUUUGAGUGGCACAUUAACUAGGUUAUUCUGUUAAAACAAAUAAAAAAUAAAUAGAAAAAAAAAACAUUGUAAUAUAACAAUUUUCAUAUCUAACUUUUUAAAUUAAUUUUGUUUUGAAUUUUUAGAUCUGAACUAAAAUCUGAAUGUGAAAAACAACAGCGAUGUUUCUACAGACUGAAAUAAAACCAGUAAUACACUGAUAUAAUAGAAAUAUUCAUAAAAACAGCAUUGAUCCAAGAUUGUUAACCAAAAUGAUCAUGAUUUUAGGAGUAUUACUCAGUACAUCAGUAAAGUUUGAUGUGAAAUGUGACUCUUGCAGCUUUUUUGUAAUUACAGUAUGACAAUAAACCUACUUGA